UUGAGAGAAGCUACACCAAGUCACAAAGCUCUGCUUUCAGUAGACGUGAGAACAUCAUGGAGGAAACAUCUGAAAAAGUUCCUUUUGAGGCUUACAGUAGCUUGAAGCCCAGAGGCUUAGUGCGUCUGAAGAAGACGGCGGUCGUAGCCUUCAUCGCAGGAGCCGUUCUGCUUCUUUUUGGAGGCAUUGGAGCUUUUUACCUGUGGAAAGUCAGCGAGAAAGAAGCGAUCAGCACUCACUACAGCAGCAACAUCGAUAUAAAGAUAGAAGAUGAUUCAGAUGCUGGAGAUGCGAAGAUUGUGGAAGUUCAAGACUUUACAGCUGGCAUUACAGCAGUCAAGUUUCCUGGAAAAGAGAAGUGUUACAUCAAAUCACAAGUCAGAUCUGAACUUUCUGAAGACGAUGCUGUGGCGGUGAAACCUGAUGUGGGGUCUCUGGUCUGGAUCGCAUCUGAAGAACCACUGAAGGACAUCAGUUUUCUGAGCCCUGAUAUCCUGAGAUUCUGCGGAGACCUUCCCAUUCACUGGCAUCAUCCUGCAAACUCCAGAGCUCUGAGGAAGAGAAGAAGUGUGACGCGAGCGAGACGGCAGAGUACAGGUGGAUUAAAUCGACAACAGACGAGACGUCGAAACUCCACGAGUUCAGCCAGAGAAGAUGAGCGGCCGACGGGGCCCGAUUAUAACCCUGAAAACCCUUAUCAUCAGAAUCAGGAGGGUUCAGAGGGGCACAUGGUGUUCGAUCCCAUGCUGGACCAUCGUGGCAUUUGCUGUACAGAAUGUGAUCGCAGUUACACCCAUUGUGAGCGGGUUUGUGAGCCUCACGGGGGCUACUGGCCAUGGCCUUACAACUACCACGGCUGUCGGCCUGUGUGCAGGGUAAUCAUGCCGUGCCGCUGGUGGGCAGCUCGCGUGCUGGGUCUCGUGUAAGCUCUCGUGUUUCUCCUGGUUACCAGCUGAAGGCACAGUAGAUUUGCCCUUAAGGUCCAACUGAAGUACAUAAUAAGGUAUUUUCAACAAAAAUAAACCUCUUAAAGUCAGACAUGGAUAUACAAAUAAAAAUUUACCUAGCAAUAGUUGAGAAUAUGUAGUUUUGAAUAACAGACACAUGUUUUUUAGCACCAUUAAAAUAUGUUUUUUGAAUUGCACACACUUACAUGUGUAGUGUUUUAUUUUUGAGCCACUAGAGGAACCAAACCAAACUCUGGUUGGUCGCAAGUGGCAGAGAAAAACAUCAGAUUUACAUGCAAAUAAAUAUUUGUAUGGCGUUUUUUUUUUUUAAAUGCAAACUGUAAAAUACAUGCAAUAAAAUAUAUUUUGAGAAGUGCAUUGAUUUAAGUUCAUGACCGAUUCAAAAUCAUAGUUGACAAAUAUGGGUUUUGCAAUGUUGAAAAAUUAGGUACAAUGAGAUAUUUUUAACAAAGUAAACCUCCAAUGUAACCAUUUAUGGAAUGUCAGACAUGGAUGUGUUCUAAAAUACAAAUAAACGUAUGUAAUUUUGAAUAG
Cyprinus carpio (common carp) is the source of this 1502-nucleotide messenger RNA. Its product is annotated as chondromodulin. The coding region runs from base 57 to 926 and encodes 289 amino acids. The record is from RefSeq and is a predicted model, not a curated record. Gene Ontology annotation, biological process: negative regulation of endothelial cell proliferation; negative regulation of angiogenesis. The transcript has 7 exons. Lineage: Eukaryota; Metazoa; Chordata; Actinopteri; Cypriniformes; Cyprinidae.